AUGCCCGCAAGCAAGUACCACAACCCCUCCCUAGAAAAAGAAGAAGAAGAAAUCCUCGCACACUACAAAGCCUGGAUCCACUUCAACCACACCGACUUUGGCAACAAGUCGCGGGCCAAAUCCUUCUACGAUCUCCCAGAAACCAUGUACUUCGACCUCAUGAAGGUGAUCCCCCGCGGCGGCUUCGGCCAACACUACGAUAGCAUCGACGCGUACUACGACGACUCGCACCUCGCGUGCAAGGAUUUGGAAAUCGUCGCCACGUCCAAGCAGACUGGGUACGCGACGAUGAUCCAGCGAUAUUGGGGCACGGGGACUGACGGGAGGGAAUUUUCCUUCACGUUUAGAAUGACGAGUUUGUUGAGGAAGGUGGAGGGAGGGCAGUGGAAGUGGAUUCAUGAACAUGUUUCGUUUCCCGCGGAUUUGGAGACCGGGAAGGCUGAUUUCACCUGUGGAACGGGCACGUCGGGCAAGCCUUCUUGA
Messenger RNA from Cladophialophora psammophila CBS 110553, 483 nucleotides. RefSeq lists its product as uncharacterized. The transcript is spliced from 2 exons. Bases 1 to 483 code for a protein of 160 amino acids. NCBI's taxonomy places the organism in Eukaryota, Fungi, Ascomycota, Eurotiomycetes, Chaetothyriales, Herpotrichiellaceae. The record is from RefSeq and is a predicted model, not a curated record.